This is a messenger RNA of Panicum virgatum (switchgrass), 878 nucleotides long. Its product is annotated as superoxide dismutase [Cu-Zn] 2. Gene Ontology annotation, biological process: removal of superoxide radicals. The record is from RefSeq and is a predicted model, not a curated record. Lineage: Eukaryota; Viridiplantae; Streptophyta; Magnoliopsida; Poales; Poaceae. Bases 182 to 637 code for a protein of 151 amino acids. The transcript is spliced from 8 exons. Gene Ontology annotation, molecular function: superoxide dismutase activity; copper ion binding.
UUUAGCCCUCGGUUCUCGAGUCUUCCAGACUCGCGCUCGCUGCUCGCUGCUCGCUGCUCGCCUUCGCUUCCGACUUCUCCACUCGCGUCGCACGCAGGGGUCGCCUGAGGUAUAUCAAUCACCCUAAACCCCCAGAUCCUAGGUUUCUACUAGUCGCUUCUCAUCGUUUAUCACAUAGACAAUGGUGAAGGCUGUCGCUGUCCUCGCUGGCAGUGAUGUCAAGGGUACCAUUUUCUUUUCUCAAGAGGGAGAUGGUCCAACCACCGUGACCGGAAGUAUCUCUGGGCUCAAGCCGGGGCUCCAUGGGUUCCAUGUGCAUGCGCUUGGUGACACCACCAAUGGCUGCAUGUCCACUGGGCCACACUUCAAUCCUGCUGCUAAGGAGCAUGGUGCACCAGAAGAUGAGAAUCGCCAUGCCGGUGAUCUUGGGAAUGUGACAGCUGGAGAAGAUGGUGUUGCUAAUGUCAAUAUUACUGACUGCCAGAUUCCCCUCACUGGGCCACACUCAAUCAUUGGCCGAGCUGUAGUUGUCCAUGCCGAUCCAGAUGACCUUGGCAAGGGUGGACAUGAGCUUAGCAAGAGCACGGGAAAUGCUGGUGGCCGUGUUGCUUGUGGUAUCAUUGGGCUCCAGGGCUAGAUGCUGUGGCUUCAUUGGUGAACAUUCACAUCUGAGCACCUCCGGUCUUGCUGCUUCAUUUCCCUUAUAUUGGAUACAUAAUUGGCUACUCUUAAUAAUCGCCUGAUCAAUAGUCAGAGCGCUAUUCCUAUCAUUCCGUGUAUGAACAUUGCACAACCAUCAUUUUUCUUUAGUGCGAUGCGAAGUGGCUGUUUUGGCAAAUGUUCUGUGGGUUUUCUACGAGUUCUCUGAUGUACCAUAA